AUGGAUGAAAUUAAAUUAAUGUUAGCUGAGGAGAAACAUCUCCCACUAACACUUGCAUUCCAAGAAGCCAGAGUGACUAAGAUUACACCCGAUUUUAACCUUUCACUACAAGGUAAAUACAAGUGGUACUUCCGUGAGGGACUUACCUCACGCCAGGGUGGAGUAUGCCUCGCUGUUUUGAGCCAUCUCCCACAUACCCUCAUCCAAAUUUCAUCACAGUUACAGAUAUGCGCAAUCCAACUCACGGGACCGUUACGGUUAACCCUCGCUUCUAUAUACAUUUCCCCAACGCAUAGUAACAGUAAUUUGGAAGCAGAAAUGAACAAUGCCAUUCAACAAUUACCACACCCUUUCAUAAUCAUGGGUGAUUUUAACGCCUACCAUACUGUAUGGGGUGGCCAAAGAUGCAAUUUAAGAGGUAAAAUUAUUUUAAAAAUCGUUGAACAACUUAACCUCAUCAUCCUGAACGACUUCCAACAUACUCGUAUGGAUGAACACUCUGGCUCUACUUCUUCAAUUGAUUUAACGAUUACCUCAUGGGACCUAGCGCCCAGAGUCAGAUGGUGUGUCGAUGAUGAUCUAAGAGGAAGUGAUCAUUUUCCCAUUCACAUCCGAACACUGACCAGUAAUCCAAAAAUCCUCCUGCGAAGGAGAUGGUUGUACCAAUUUGCCGACUGGGAUGGUUUCGAAUCAACCAUUUCGCAUCUGUUACCUGCACAGGGUAACUAUUCAGUAGAGGAGUUUUCCCAAGCCGUUUUCGCUGCUGCGAAAGCUAAUAUACCCCGCACUAGUGGUAUCUUCGGCCGGAAGGCAGUCCCAUGGUGGAAUAAUGAUGUCAAACAGGCCAUUAAAUCCAGAAGAAAAGCGCUGAGGAAGCUUAGAAGACAACUGGACGGUAGUGAGACAAAAGUACUUGCCCUAGCUGAUUUUCAAUCCACUAGAGCUAGAUCAAGGAAAAUUAUAGCGGAAGCUAAACAAAAUAGCUGGCUUAAAUUUCUUGAUAGCUUUUGCCCUCAGACAACUUCUAGUGAACUGUGGAGCAAGGUUAAUGCAAUCAGUGGCAAAAAAAGAUCGCGAGGCUAUUCCAUUAUGAUCAAUGGUACCACUACCGAUGAUCCCGGAACCAUUGCUGAACAUUUAGCUGACCAUUUUGCUAGUACUUCUGCCACCUCCAACUACAAAAGCGACUUCAAAGCUCGUAAAACUGCCGCGGAGACUACAGAGUUUCCCUCGGACUCAGGGGAACCUCAUAUUUACAAUAUCAGGUUCUCUAUGAAAGAAAUGUUGUGGUCCAUUAGUAAGGUCUUCGAGAGAAUGAUCAAACGGAGAUUGAUGACGAACCUUGAAGAACGUCAUCUCCUGGAUCCUCGACAACAUGCUUUUCGUCAAGGCAAUGGUACCAACACGUAUUUCAGCCAACUUGAUCAACACCUUCACGUGAUCACGCGAGACCACCUCCACGGGGAACUCGCUCUGUUGGACAUAUCCAAAGCCUACGAUACAACCUGGAGAUAUAAUAUCUUGGACCAACUCCAUCAAUGGGGUAUCGAAGGUAAUUUGUUCGAGAUAAUUCGCAGUUUUCUACAAAAUCGUAGCUUCAAAGUUCUUCUCGGAGGAGUCACCUCCACCAGUAAACUGCAAGAAAAUGGAGUGCCACAGGGUUCUGUGCUAUCGGUUGCUCUUUUCCUGAUAGCGAUGCAAUCAUUAUUUGAUGCCAUACCCCAAAAUAUUGACGCUUUGCUAUACGCAGAUGAUAUUCUGCUAAUUUCAAAAAACUCAUUCCCAGUACUAGCAAGAAGAAGACUUCAGGAAGGAAUCUCGUCUGUUAAUAACUGGGCGAAUUCCGUGGGAUUUAGGAUCUCAGCUGAAAAAUCUCAAGUUCUUCAUUGCUGCAACAAUAAGCGUCACAGGAAAAAACUACGUUCUUAUCUUCUGAACGGUAGUUCCAUUAAACGAGUCAAUUCUGCACGAAUUCUCGGUGUAAUGGUGGACAAAAAACUCACGUUCAAUAAACAUAUAAAGAGUACAAUAUCGGACAUUAAAAACCGCCUUAACUUAGUUAGCGUUAUAAGCGGUGGAAGCCGAACAGGAUCCCGCAAAACUAUCUUCAACAUUGGAAGAAGCUUAGUCUAUUCCAAACUUACUUACGGUAUUGAACUCUUCAGCCGUGCCACCUGGAAAACGCUUGAAGAACUGAGGCCUAGCUAUCAAAGAAUAAUAAGACUAGCAUCAGGGGCCUUUAGAACUAGCCCAAGUAAAGCGUUACUCGCUGAGUCAGGCAUUUUACCCUUCAAAUUGUUCCUCACGAGAUUCUACAGCACGCGCGCGAUACGAACGCUCGAGAAACAUCCAACAUUUGAAUACUCUCUUGUGAGAGUGAAUAACUGGUUGCAGGAUACAUGCCGAACCACUCUUCCAACGAUUGCACCAAUUCCCAUUAUUAACCUUCGACCAUGGUAUAAACGGGAACCUCAGAUUGAUUGGUCAAUUAAAAAUUCUGUGCGAGCUGGUGAAAACAGCAGCAUAGUUUUGGCCAUUUUCAACAACCACAUCCACAGUAAAUACCUUUUUCACCACAAGAUCUUUACAGAUGGAUCCUUUGAUGGUUUACAAGUAGGUAUCGGCAUUUUUGCUAAUAACCUGCAAGUUAAGUUCCAACUCCCAAAUAUCUGUUCGGUAUUUUCAGCUGAAUUAGCGGCACUUCUUAUCGCUACAUCAAAGUGCGAACACAACAGAAAGACGGUUAUUUUCACCGAUUCUGCUAGCGCGCUUCUUGCUCUUGAGAGCGGAAGUAGCAAACAUCCAUGGGUACUCGCAAUUGAAGAGAAAACUGCCCAAAAUGAUAUCACCUUCUGCUGGAUCCCAGGUCACUGUGGAAUCCGCGGUAACGAAGAGGCUGAUCGCCUAGCCAAAGAAGGGAGAACAUCCGAACUAUGGAGCACAAGCGUCCCAUCUGAUGAUAUAACCAGAUGGGUUAACUCAUCUCUGAUGACGUGCUGGGAGAACGAAUGGAACAUCUGCAGAGAUACUUUUUUGAGAAAAAUUAAAAACACUACCCAUCCUUGGAUGGAUAGAAACCAAAGAUCUUUUCAAGUAUGUCUAACACGUCUUCGUAUUGGACAUACCAAAUUAACGCACAGGUUCUUGGUUGAAAAAACCGAACCACCCAUUUGUAAUACCUGUAACGUCAGGCUGACCGUAGAACAUUUUCUACUUGUCUGCCCACGUUACAACCUUAUGAGAACUAAGUUUCAGAUAGCUGACAACCCAAGGACAGCCCUAGCAAGAGAUAACUUGGAGGAGGACAAAUUACUGCAUUUCCUGAAGGAGACGGAUCUUUUGGAGCUUAUUUAUUUAUUUCAACACCGUCUUCUAUUAAUAGUGUAUCCAGUCCUAUGA
This is a messenger RNA of Toxorhynchites rutilus septentrionalis, 3399 nucleotides long. RefSeq lists its product as uncharacterized. Lineage: Eukaryota; Metazoa; Arthropoda; Insecta; Diptera; Culicidae. The record is from RefSeq and is a predicted model, not a curated record. Bases 1 to 3399 code for a protein of 1132 amino acids. Gene Ontology annotation, molecular function: nucleic acid binding; RNA-DNA hybrid ribonuclease activity. The transcript has 4 exons.